This is a messenger RNA of Rhizoctonia solani, 636 nucleotides long. RefSeq names its product Asp domain protein. The record is from RefSeq and is a predicted model, not a curated record. NCBI's taxonomy places the organism in Eukaryota, Fungi, Basidiomycota, Agaricomycetes, Cantharellales, Ceratobasidiaceae. The coding region runs from base 1 to 636 and encodes 211 amino acids. The transcript is spliced from 2 exons.
AUGCCGGAGCUAGGGAAUGAAAAACGGCCUCAGAUCUCGGAGAGUGAAUGGCAUAGCGAUGAUCUGCUAUUGGAGCGUUCGAGAGCCUCCUCAGAACCUAGUGCUGGGUAUAAAUCCGAGGCGGGUUCUUCCGGUGGCAGCACAGUCGAGAAGAUCCCGAGACUUUGGGUUCCGAGAGAUCUGCGGUACCCGUCUGGAAAAUGCAUACCUUUUAUGCUAUCCCUUCCGACCGCCCGCGCUGAUUCAGGAUCGGAUAUUGAGUCGGGGAUUGAAGUGCAGCUGGUGCGUGUCUCGACUAUUCAGACUCGUGCGGGCGUGGUCCAGCAAGCAAGUACCGUGUCUCGAGGACGCAUUCAGCCGAGCCGUGAUCAAGGACGGACUAGAACUCUGCGGGGUACGAUCGAUACUGGUAGUGCUGGGAAACACUUGAGCUGGAACUUUGAGUCGCUCAUAUCUAACGCUUAUGAAGUUAGAGCAACAAUUAACUCAUCUACUGCUGGAUUAGUAUGGAGGCUUAUCAAAGGAGUGGAGCUAACCACACAUGAAUGGAGUGGAGAGCGGGCAGGUCGUAUUCCAUCAAUUGAUUCGCCUGUAACCUCGCGAACAGGUGCUCACAUUGUGCGUGUUAAUUUCUAA